This is a messenger RNA of Moneuplotes crassus, 2770 nucleotides long. The record is from the annotation of a GenBank genome assembly. Lineage: Eukaryota; Ciliophora; Spirotrichea; Euplotida; Euplotidae.
UUGUAUAUAAACAUGGAUAACAUUUUCAAACAUACUCCCCCAGACCGAGGGCUGUUCAACCCUGACCAGCACAAAGACCUUGUUAAACAGUUUUCAAAGCGACUUGAAAAGAUGGAAAGCAAGGAUGAUUCUAAUGACAUCUCUGGUAAUUUAAAAGAUGAAGAAGAGGAGGAAAAGGGAAGAGACACCCCAAGUGAAAACCCACGGAUUAAUGUACUUGAGGACCCUGAAUCUCCUCUUCAAUCACCAGGGAAGACUUCUCCAAUGAUCUCUACUAAGAACAUUGGAAAUCUGAGAUUCCAGCUUACCGGUCAUAUUGAUUUUGGAAAGAUUAAUUUUAAAAAGACAAGCAAGCAUUCACAAAAGUGGGUGAGGCCAAUUCCUGAGAAAUUUGAAGAGAGGUCCAAAAUAACCACCCUCUCUAAGGAUAAAAGGCGCGAAAGAGCGAGGCAACUGUGGGUCAUCGGCAUCAGGAAAGCCAGAACUAUGGUUAUCAUCAUGAAAGCCAUUAAGUCUGUAGAUGAUAAUAUUAAAAUAUUUGGGGUCAGCAAAAAUAUCAAUGACGAUCUUUCGUUUGAUACAGGCCAUAACGGAGUGAAAUGAUGCAUGGUCAUAGACCCUAAUGGGAAAUUCUCCAAAUUUUGGGCUCUAAUAACAACCUUCACACUCAUGCUUACAGGUCUAUAUGUCCCUUACAGCGCAGCCUUUCUUGACGACCAAGGGUUUGAUUUCUUUUCGCUCGUUCUUGAUAUUCCAUUCUAUUUCGAUAUCAUAUUCGGGUUCUUUACUGGAUACAGGACUGCUGGAGGAAACUUUGAGUCUAGAUUGAUACCUAUCGUCUUUAACUAUCUCCGGACUUGGUUCUUCAUCGAUCUGUGAACCAUCAUUCCUUACGAAGUGCUUUUCUCGAACAAUACUUUCAGCUUUAUCAAGUUUAUUAAGUUUCUGAAAGUAUUCAAGUUUAUUAGAGUCUUUAAGUAUGUCAACAGGAUCAAAGAAAUUGCUGCAAAAUAUGACAUCAGUAUUAUCACACUCAGGCUUCUGGCUGAAGCCAUUGCUGUGGUGUACCUUGUCCACAUCGCAGCAUGAAUUUACUUCUUCAUUGCUGUUAUUAAUGAGCUUAAUCCAGACACCUGGGUCGUCAAGAAAGGAAUCCAAGAUGAGUCUAACUCUAUUUAAGUAUCUAUACUCUGUAUAUUGGGCACUCCAGACCCUUACAACUGUUGGGUAUGGAGACAUCCCUGUAGACACUAAUCUUGAGAAAGUUGUUUGUAUCUGCUGGAUGGUCUUUGGAGUAGGGUUCUACUCUUUCACUAUCGGUAACCUGUCCUCUUUCAUCACCACCAUUGAUGCCAAGGGAGCUCAGUUAAGAGCUAAACUGCAGACAAUAGAAGAAUUCUCAAGAAAGCAUGAUCUGCCAAAAGACCUAGAAAUUCGAAUGAAGAGUUUGACGACGAACCAGAAUGAAAUCACUCAACAUGACCAGAACAAGCUUCUUCAGGAGCUGCCGUCAAGUCUACGCGCUGAAGUGUUAAAUCACAUUCAUGCAGAUAUUUUCAAGGUGAUAAUGUUUUUCAAGGAUAAGGGUCCAGAAUUCCUAUCAGCGUCACUUCCUUUAGUGAGGAGGUUCAACCUCCCACCAAAGGAAAUACUCUACAAGGAAGGGGACCCUUCCGAAGAAGUGUAUUUUAUCUUGAAAGGCCAAAUAAAGCUCACCACUAAAGAUAAGGUCGCCUUCAGAGUUUACAAGGAUGGAAGCAUGUUUGGAGAAAACGAGGUCAUCUACAAAGAAGGAAGAGACUCGACUGCUCAAAGUAUCACAGAGUGCCAGCUCCUAGUCAUGUCUAAAUUUGAUUUUAAAUAAACUCCUUGAAGAACAUCCUGAUGAGGCCAGGAAGAUCAAGAUCAACGCUCUGCUGAGAAGGGAAAGACAUAAGAAGGAUAAACAAAAGAUUAAGAAAAAGAAAGGAAAGAAAAAUGAUAGAGUCAAGAGUAGCUCCAAAAAUCGUAGCUCAAAGAAUUUACCGAAGCAGUCUUCAAACCCCAGCUCAAACAAAAACAUUGAGGAACUUCUGGAACUAAACCAAGUAGAUGCACUGAAUAAGGAGGAGAAGUCGCCUCUGCUUGAGUUGCCUUCAGACCCUAACUUACAUGAUUGUCGAAAGAAGAAAUCUGGGUCUAAAAAACCCAAGUCCAAAAGCUCAAUGUUGAACAAGGACAUAAUGAAAGAUGAGAUUGCAGAAAUCGCCAGUGAAAACAGUGUCAGCCAAUCAGAGGUUAACCUCCAGACGUACAAGAUGAAGAGGAAUGAGGAGGGUAAGGAGUCCUUAUCGAGCUCCUUGACCAUUAAGAAUGAGAAUCCCAAACCGGAUUCAAAGGAGAAACAAACAAGCAACCAUAUCAACCUAAAAUAUGACCCUGAUGAGAUUGUGAACGAGUCUGAUACUGAUUAUAAGGAAUCCACCGAUGAAGAGAUCCUUGAUGACGAGUACUCCAAUGAGGGCGAGGAAGACGACGAAACUCUAGAUGAGCUCCUAUUCUUAGAAGCAGUCGCUAGUCUCAAUGAGAAUAUAUCAAUGCUAACGAUAAAUUCUACAGAUAUCUUCAACUGUUUCCAAAAUCUGGUCAAAGAGACUACCACAUUGUCAUCAACAUUGAAGGAGUUCAAUACUAAUCUUCUGUCGAAUCAGAUACAUGAGGUAUCUGAGAAAUAAGGAGUCAUAGGCAAUGAUAAUAAUUAUGAUAAAAUAAGGUAGAGAUUUCAUGAAAA